UUGUGAAAACCCGAAAACCUCCCUGAGUUAAGCAAGACAAUGUAUUUGUUAUAUAUCGGACUUUUUUCGCUUUUAUUUCUGCCUCAUGGUGCUUUUCCCAAAGAAGUGAAAAACGGGCAAAACGAACAGAUCACAUGUAAUACCAGACAAGAACAAGGCGCCUUUUGGUUCCGAGUGCAGGACGACGCAAAAUUCCAGUUCAUCGCGUAUUUAAGCUCUACGUCGAAAAAGAUCGAGAGCGACAAGUUCAGAGCGCACCAGAGUAGGCAUACUUUAACGCUCCAGAGAUUCGACAAAGCGAACGACAGUGGCCUGUACAGCUGCGUGUCGGUCAACAGAAACAAACUUCACUUCGGACAAGCCGUUCGGCUGUACGGAGAACCAGAUCCAGCGCCAACCUUCAAACCGAUCACAACAGUGGCAGAGCCCACGGGUGUCACGACUACACCUUGUGUAAGCAACAGUCAUGAAGUAAAAAAGAGUGAAAAAGCUUUCAGCGUGGGUUGUGAGUUCCAUAUCCUGGUACCGUUGGCAGCAGGCUGUGGUCUUCUUCUCAUUCUACUGAUCAUCACUAUUCUUUACUGUAAUAGACUCAGAACAAGAUGGUGCCCUCACCAUUGCAAAAGACGACCCCGAAACAGACCAGCAGGCCACACUCCUUUACCUAAUCAACAUGUCUUCUAGUCUCCCUGACAACAAAAACAAGAAGAUAAAAUUAUUUAAAGCAAGUAUGUAUACAUAUGUUAAAAACCAUGCUCAUUCUGAAUGAAGUCUCUUGGUCUUAUAUUCAUCCAAAAUAUUUUAUAUAAUUCGCCUAGUAACCAUUGAAGUUUUAAUUGUAAGAAUGUAUGUUUUGUUUUUGUUUUUUAACAUUUUUAUCAUUUUAGCCACUUCUGCCAAUAUAGCCAUUUUAACAAUGCUACAUUUGCCUCGAAUUAUUUCUAAUAACAUGCUUUACUGGAUUUUAUCUUGCAAUCUAAAAAUGGGUCAUUCUCUUGUUGUGGUCUUUGUCUCACACAAUUCAAGAAGCAUCUACUUGUAAAAAUUGCUGAAACAUGGGAUCUGUUACAGGUAAAGGGAUCCAGCAAAAUGUUCUUGUUUCUGUUUCUCUGCAUAUGGAGCCGCUGUGGUAUUGUGAAUAAAUAAUGCAAAAGAAAGUUUUCUUCUCUUUUCGCAUCUCUGAAUUCAUUUGAUAAAAACUUGCUGAGUGGUUGCCAAAUGCAGUUUUUUUAAAGAAAAGCAUUUAUACCCUUUGUUUUGCUGUCCUAGUCCAGUCCAUGCAGACUAACUCGAGCUGAAGAUCAAGGUGAAUGAAAGGUGAAAAAUAGCAGGUCUAAACAGUUUUGCCAGAAGUACCUGUACUACAAAAGAAAAAGUUAUUUGUAAAAGUCAAAGCAACACAAAUGAAUUCACAGCACAAUUUCCCAUCAAAAUACAGUACAUUUCUUUUGAGCUGUUGAGCCGCCAUUUGUUGCGCCUUUUUUUCUCUCAAAAAAUAAUUUCAAAUAUUUACUUGUUCUUUUUUCCUCUCCUUUUUUAUGAACUCCUGAAAUGAGACACCACACACCACACCAUCUCAACUAAAUGUUUCACAAACACAAGACUACACAUUAAAAGGGAACUAUUGGAAAAUAAAGCUGUUGAAAUAAACCACCCCAUCCGCACUGUGCACGCUGGUCUUUUGUCCCAGUCAUACCCAUACACAGAUACCCCUAAACCAAACGUAGUACUAAACCUCACAAGCGAGCCUUGUGGUCUUUAAAGCAAGUGCAGAAAUACACACGUGCACACACCUCUAUGCACAGCUGCUUUGGGUUCAGAAAGAAAAAAAAAAGCAUGGUGGAUGCCCUGCCCUAAAAAACAUUCAAAACUAAGUGUCUUUCUGGCAUGAACACUGUAGACUACAAGACCUUGUGAAAACUCUAGUUCUGCACCUUUACUGCCUGCAUUUGGCUCUUCUCUCUGUAGCAUAAGUCAAGUCAUACAAAGCAAAGUUCCAAUCUGGUCUUCAGACAUGCAAACAUAACUUUUUCGGGGGUGCUGCAAUGGGGAGGAGGUGGCAGAGUGUUCAGGAAGACUUUGGCAGGUCCUGGUACUGGUCCUGGUCGGGAAAGGGGAUCAUCAAAAUCAAGAACACAUCUGUCAUUUGUUUCUUGUUUCCAACAUGUAGCAGAUGUAACCAGUGCGGACUGCCAUUAAACCUCUCUGCAACCUUCAAAAACACUGACUUAUAACCGGAUAUUUAGAAUAUAUGCAGAGCAUCAUCUAUCCAUCUUCAUUUGGGUUUUUAGUCAAAAUAAAACACCGCUCCAGACUCUGGGUUUUACUGUCAAUUGUUUUCUGACAUAUCAGACACAAAAAAUACCAGACAUUUCCAUCCUUUUUAAAAUUUUUAAUUUUUUUAACCCGAAAAAAUCCCUCCUCCAUAACACUGUCCCUGGGUUAGAAUAGAAGCAUUGCACUUGGAAAGAAAGGCACUAUGUUAUAAAGGUGAUCUCACCAUGACAGGAAGACUAAAUCUAUCUUGAUCAUUUUGGUAAAACAAAAUGUGCAGCUGAGGGUAAAGCAUGAUGCCUUGUUUGUGGAAGGCUGCUCAGACUGAAAGUGCAUUCCAGAUUUAGACAUUACAGCCCACUAUGCAAUACAUGUAUCUGCGAACAAGGUUUGUCUGGCCUUGUCAAUAUGCGAAACAUAUAGCCUAGUGUCAGUUCAGACGAAAAUGAAACAAACAUGUAUACUUGGUAUGCCACAUCCUACUCAAGCUACUGAAGUGUAUAACAGUAACUGUUUAUAACAUGUAGCUAUAGUCCAAUGUCAAGUGGUCUUACAAGGUUGAGACUUGCUAACCACAUGACAGCUUCACUGAUGCUGAGUGGAGCUUCAUCUGACUGUGGGGCUUGCCAGUAAUCUCUUUCACUCCUACCACUUCACGUUUGGCACUAAAGCACAGGAACCGGUGUAUCGAGAGCCACUCUGCAGGCAACAGCCAUAGAAAACCAAGAUAGACCUUCAGAAACAAUACACAGGAAAGCUCUUCUGCACAAAUAUCUUUAAAAACGCAGUCAGUCAUAAAGAACCACAGCAAAGUUAUCAUAUAUUUAAAAAAAAAAAAAAA
Molecule: messenger RNA, 3115 nt
Organism: Electrophorus electricus (electric eel)
Lineage: Eukaryota; Metazoa; Chordata; Actinopteri; Gymnotiformes; Gymnotidae
Gene: cd8a
Product: CD8a molecule
Biological process (GO): cytotoxic T cell differentiation; cell surface receptor signaling pathway; T cell mediated immunity
Cellular component (GO): external side of plasma membrane
Source: RefSeq, a predicted model, not a curated record